Messenger RNA from Pipistrellus nathusii (Nathusius's pipistrelle), 1128 nucleotides. Lineage: Eukaryota; Metazoa; Chordata; Mammalia; Chiroptera; Vespertilionidae. The record is from the annotation of a GenBank genome assembly.
AUGGCCGCAGCCCGGGGCCUCUGGAACAGCUCCAUCAAUGACACGUGGGAUGGGGACGAGCUGGGCUACAAGUGCCGCUUCAACGAGGACUUCAAGUACGUGCUGCUGCCCGUGUCCUACGGCGUGGUGUGCGUGCUGGGGCUGUGCCUGAACGUGGCGGUGCUCUACAUCUUCCUCUGCCGCCUCAAGACCUGGAACGCCUCCACCACCUACAUGUUCCACCUGGCCGUGUCGGACGCGCUGUACGCGGCCUCCCUGCCGCUGCUGGUCUACUACUACGCCCGCGGCGACCACUGGCCCUUCAGCACGGUGCUCUGCAAGCUGGUGCGCUUCCUCUUCUACACCAACCUGUACUGCAGCAUCCUCUUCCUGACCUGCAUCAGCGUGCACCGCUGCCUGGGCGUGCUGCGCCCGCUGCUGUCGCUGCGCUGGGGCCGGGCCCGCUACGCGCGGCGGGUGGCGGCCGGCGUGUGGGCGCUGGUGCUGGCCUGCCAGGCGCCCGUGCUCUACUUCGUCACCACCAGCGCGCGCGGCAGCCGCAUCACCUGCCACGACACCUCGGCCCCGAGCCUGUUCGGCCACUUCCUGGUCUACACCUCCGUGAUGCUGGGCCUGCUCUUCGCCGCGCCCUUCGCCACCAUCCUGGUGUGCUACGUGCUCAUGGCGCGCCGGCUGCUGCGGCCGGCCUACGGCACCGCGGGCGGCCUGCCGCGCGCCAAGCGCAAGUCGGUGCGCACCAUCGCCGUGGUCCUGGCCGUGUUCGCCAUCUGCUUCCUGCCCUUCCACGUCACCCGGACCCUCUACUACUCCUUCCGCUCGCUGGACCUCAGCUGCCACACCCUCAACGCCAUCAACAUGGCCUACAAGAUCACCCGGCCGCUGGCCAGUGCCAACAGCUGCCUGGACCCCGUGCUCUACUUCCUGGCCGGGCAGAGGCUUGUGCGCUUCGCCCGCGACGCCAAGACGCCCACAAACCCCGCGCCCACUGCCCAGGCCAGCCGCCGGCUGGACCUGUGCAGGUUUCGCAGAACGGACACCAGGGCCGAAGCGGGGUCGGCCAGCAGUGAGAACUCCAGCAGGGAGUCCCCGCUGGCGGGUGGGGGGGAUACGAAGGACAUCAGGCUGUGA